Messenger RNA from Diachasma alloeum, 697 nucleotides. It is a transcript of the gene CPR17, whose product is annotated as endocuticle structural glycoprotein SgAbd-4. NCBI's taxonomy places the organism in Eukaryota, Metazoa, Arthropoda, Insecta, Hymenoptera, Braconidae. Gene Ontology annotation, molecular function: structural constituent of chitin-based larval cuticle. Gene Ontology annotation, cellular component: chitin-based extracellular matrix. Bases 141 to 629 code for a protein of 162 amino acids. The record is from RefSeq and is a predicted model, not a curated record. The transcript has 2 exons.
AACUUCACUCCGACAACCAUCACAGUGAUAUUUUAUAUGGGCCAGCCGUGCUAUUGCACUUUCUCGAAGCAUUUACAUUUCAACAAAAUAAUCGUGUAUCAGUGGAAUAAGCAGUCGUCACAACUUAAUUCGACGUCACGAUGAGAACAAUAAUUAUCGCGGUGGCUGUGAUGAGCAUUGCCCAUGCCCAGGAUCUCUAUUUUCGCGAGCCCGAGAAGGUGAAGAGUGAAUCGAAAAAUUUUAGCGAAACUCUCGGCACUUAUGCCGUCGCCUACGAGACUGAGGGCGGAAUUUUGCAACAGGAGAUUGGAUCCAGGAAGUAUGCGGGCACUCCUGAUGAGGCGCAAUUGAUCCAAGGAUCUGUUCAGUACAAUGCACCUGAUGGCACGCCGAUUUCGUUGAGCUGGACUGCUGAUGAGUACGGAACUCAAGUGUCCGGCGCCCAUUUGCCAACACCACCGCCAAUUCCACUGGCAAUUCAGAGGGCACUCGAGUGGAUAGCGAAACAGCCAUCGACUGAGGAACCAGAUUAUGAUAAUGGAGAAGUCCGCCCUGCUGACGUCAAGUCGAAUCCACCUAAAGCGAGUAUUCCUAAGGAUCCCAAGUACAGGAGUCAGAAGAAGUUCUAAUUUAUUUAUCGAUUUUUUUCCAUGUUUUUUUCGUAAUUAAAUAAAUGCGUGCGACAAUUUUCCACGGA